UCAGUGAGUCAGAUGGGUGGGCAGCUGAAAGUUUCACGGGUCCCCUCCCUUUAAGAAGUCAGAUUCAGGUUGCUGUUGUCUCACAGACAGCUAUAGGAGAAGGACAUAAGAGCAGCACGGAUUCCUGAUGCAUUUCACAGAGAGGGAGAUGAGAUCAUUGGCAGUUUUCCUCGCGUGUGGAUGGAGAAUCACUGUGGCAGUCCAAAACUGAAUGCUGAGAGGUCACCUGCGUUGGCUUGCUAUGUUGGGAUGUGACAAAGCGUCAAGCUGAUAACUGCUGAAGAAGAAGAAGAAGAAGAAGAACACGGCAACAACAGGGAGUUUCUAAAGACGAACAGAACAGAGGCAAACUGAAGCAGAGGAGGAGGGGAGAGGGACAUUGAAGGAAAGAGAAAAGCACAGGAGAUAUUCUAAGGAGCCAAGUCCUGGAGAGUAGAAAAGUGGAAAGAAGAAUAACGUGACCAAGCAUGAGAGAGGAGGAGCCCUCCAGUGAUGAUCAACCUGAGGGAGGGGUGGUGUCUAAUGAGGAGAACAUGGUAAAACCACCUUCCAACGCCUGUCCUGUUGUUGUACCCACACCAGGCAUCAAUGGACGCAAACGGCAGACAGACUCACACAUGGUGGACCACGUUACCACAAUAACUCCCACCACUUCAGCAGACGGUAAGGUCACACCAGGGGACGACAUCCACAUCUACACCCGAACUGGACCCAAAAGAAUCAAGAAUAGCCCUCAAGAUCGGUCGCCUUCCUCCAGCCAGUCCCUUUCUCCUGUCCCUGGGCCAAGUCCUGGAAGUCUCUCGGGUCUUGAGGACCCACACGGCCAGCGGGUGAUCGCCAACAUCAGGGAGCGCCAGCGGACACAAUCCCUAAAUGACGCCUUCGCCUCAUUGCGCAAGAUAAUCCCGACGCUGCCGUCGGACAAACUGAGCAAGAUCCAGACCCUGAAGCUGGCAUCGCGCUACAUCGACUUUCUGUAUCAGGUUCUGCAGAGCGAUGAGAUGGACUCUAAGAUGGCCGGAUGUAACUACCUGGCCCACGAGAGACUCAGCUAUGCCUUCUCCGUUUGGAGGAUGGAGGGCGCCUGGUCGAGCAUGUCUGCUGGUCGAUAGCCGACGACCUGAAGCGAGGUUUGUCUUCUGAUGAAUUCCUCGUGACUGGAAAAUAUUAUUACUUGAUUCAGAGCGAAGGGGGAAGUCUGAACUAUGGCUGCUCACUAGGAAAAUGACACAAUUUAAAUGCCUCAAGUUAGAUCAUCUUUUUUGCCUCACUGAUGAAGGAUUGGCAAUCUGAUGCUUGUUGGGAGACUCUGUUGAGAUGUGACCCCUUUGUGAAAACUGAAGUUUCAGUGUUGUAAACCUUUGUAUCGGAUCCAUCUACGGAUCAUUUGCUAAAUAAUUUUCUUGUCAAAAGCAGCUCGAGUCACUCAUGGUAGGGUUCA
This is a messenger RNA of Labrus mixtus (cuckoo wrasse), 1441 nucleotides long. RefSeq names its product twist-related protein 2-like. Gene Ontology annotation, molecular function: RNA polymerase II transcription regulatory region sequence-specific DNA binding; protein dimerization activity; DNA-binding transcription factor activity, RNA polymerase II-specific. The transcript has a single exon. Lineage: Eukaryota; Metazoa; Chordata; Actinopteri; Labriformes; Labridae. The coding region runs from base 468 to 1112 and encodes 214 amino acids. The record is from RefSeq and is a predicted model, not a curated record. Gene Ontology annotation, biological process: regulation of transcription by RNA polymerase II; developmental process.